UUACCUUUUAUUAGUCCACUCACAACCCAGGGAUCACAACAAACUCAGCAGCUACAGAAGCAUUAUGGCAUUACCUCACCUAUCAGUUUGGCUGCCCCUAAGGAAUCUGAUUGUGCACUUACCCAGAAAUUAAUUGAAACGCUAAACCCCUAUGGUGUAUUUGAGGAGGAAGAGGAACUGCAGCGCAGGAUUCUAAUUUUGGGGAAAUUAAACAACCUGGUAAAGGAAUGGAUACGUGAAAUCAGUGAAAGCAAGAAUCUUCCACAGUCUGUAAUAGAAAACGUUGGAGGAAAAAUUUUUACAUUUGGAUCCUACAGAUUAGGGGUGCAUACAAAAGGUGCUGAUAUAGAUGCAUUGUGUGUUGCACCAAGACAUGUGGAAAGAAGUGACUUUUUCACCUCGUUUUAUGAAAAAUUGAAGCAACAAGAAGAAGUGAAAGACUUGCGGGCUGUUGAAGAAGCAUUUGUCCCUGUUAUCAAACUGUGCUUUGAUGGAAUUGAGAUUGAUAUUUUGUUCGCGAGAUUAGCGCUGCAAACUAUUCCCGAAGAUCUAGACCUUCGAGAUGAUAGUCUACUUAAAAAUUUAGACAUUAGAUGCAUACGAAGUCUUAACGGUUGCCGGGUGACCGAUGAAAUUCUGCAUCUAGUACCAAACAUUGACAACUUCAGGUUAACACUGAGAGCUAUCAAACUGUGGGCAAAACGCCACAACAUCUAUUCCAAUAUAUUAGGUUUCCUUGGUGGUGUUUCCUGGGCUAUGCUAGUAGCAAGAACUUGCCAGCUUUAUCCAAAUGCAAUAGCAUCAACUCUUGUACAUAAAUUUUUCUUGGUAUUUUCUAAAUGGGAAUGGCCAAAUCCAGUGCUAUUGAAACAGCCAGAAGAAUGCAAUCUUAAUUUGCCUGUAUGGGACCCAAGGGUAAACCCCAGUGAUAGGUACCAUCUUAUGCCUAUAAUUACACCAGCAUACCCACAGCAGAACUCUACCUACAAUGUGUCCGUUUCUACACGGAUGGUCAUGGUUGAGGAGUUUAAACAAGGUCUUGCUAUCACAGAUGAAAUUUUGCUGAGUAAGGCAGAGUGGUCCAAACUUUUUGAAGCUCCAAACUUCUUUCAAAAGUACAAGCAUUAUAUUGUACUUCUAGCAAGUGCACCGACAGAAAAGCAGCGACUAGAAUGGGUGGGCUUGGUGGAAUCAAAAAUUCGUAUUCUAGUCGGAAGCUUGGAGAAGAAUGAAUUCAUUACACUGGCUCAUGUGAAUCCUCAGUCAUUCCCAGCACCCAAGGAGAAUCCUGACAAGGAAGAAUUUCGUACAAUGUGGGUGAUUGGGUUAGUGUUUAAGAAAACUGAAAAUUCUGAAAAUCUAAGUGUUGAUCUUACAUAUGAUAUCCAGUCUUUUACAGACACAGUGUAUAGGCAAGCAAUAAACAGCAAGAUGUUUGAGAUGGAUAUGAAAAUUGCUGCAAUGCAUGUAAAACGAAGGCAACUUCACCAACUGCUACCUAAUCAUGUGCUUCAGAAAAAGAAAAAGCAUUCAACGGAAGGGGUCAGAUUGACAACGUUGAAUGACAGCAGCCUAGACUUAUCUAUGGACAGUGAUAACAGCACGUCUGUGCCUUCUCCUACUAGUGCUAUGAAGACAAGCCCAUUGAACAGUUCUGGAAGUUCUCAGGGCAGAAGCAGUCCUGCUCCAGCUGUAACAGCAACAUCUGUGACCAACACACAGGCUUCUGAAGUCACUGUGCCACAAACAAAUUCCAGUGAAAGCUCAGGGGGUACUUCAGGUGAAAGCAUUCCUCAAACUGCCACACAGCCAGCCAUUUCUCCACCACCAAAGCCUCCCAUCUCUAGAGUUCUUUCUUCAACACGUCUGGUAAAUCAGACACCAAGAACUGCAGGAAAUACAGCAACAAAAAUACCAAGCCCAGUUGUUGGAGUGAAGAGAACAUCUUCUCCUCAUAAAGAAGAGUCUCCUAAAAAACUAAAAACAGAAGAGGAUGAAAUAAAUGAAGAUGUGAGUUGUCUUGAUGCAGGUGAUCAUGAUACAAUGGAAAUUAAGGAACAACUUGAAACAGAAACUAAUAUUACUUCCCAAACAGAAACUGUGCAGACAACAGCAUCUCUGCAAGCUCCUCAGAAAACGUCCAGUACAGACCUUUCAGAUAUCCCUGCUCUCCCUGCAAAUCCUAUUCCUGUUAUCAAGAAUUCAAUAAAACUGAGAUUGAAUCGGUAAAGAAAAAACAACCUCAGGGGUCCAUAAACAAUAUCUGCCAACUCAACCUGUUGUCUUCUAAUGCUAAAAAAAAAAAGGAGAACGGAGGGUGCAAGACUAAAACAAGACUGCAAAUGGAUUUAGGUAUAUUUUGUGCACUUCCCUUACUGGGCUGUAAUCACCACUUGAUUGGAAGUCCAGGUUAGGAUGUGAAGCCAGGAGUACUAUUAAUGUGUUAGCAACAGUUGCAUUUAACUAUUUCGAAGGAUUACUGCCUUUAAAGAUAAACAUGAACACUAUUUGUAGCCAUACUUGACAUUCUGAUUAGAUUUAUGUUUGAUGCAUUGUUUGAAAAAAUAAAUUGAGAUAAAACUGGCAUAUAAGUAUCCCUUAAAUGCACUUUUAUGUACUUUUUUAUUGGAGUAUGACUAAUUUUAGAUCUUCAGCUGAUAUGCUUUCAUUUUUACUGAAGAAUCUCUUCAAUACUAACAAAUCUGCAAAUUGGACAACGUUCUAUGAUAUUCUGUACAUUGAAGAAAAAGUGUAUGGUGUAUCUAGUUCUACUAUCAACAAGUAGCAGUAAACCUUUAAAAUAAAAUGUCAAAUCUUGAGGUUAUAUGACAUGUUGAGAAAAUAAUUGGGAAGUAUUUGAUGGGACAUAAAUAAGAUGUGGUUUAUUUUUAUUUAUAGGAUUAUUUUAUGGUGCAUACAAAUCAGCGAUCAAACAGCAAAUAAACUUUCCUUUGAGCUAAUUAAACUUGUUAUUCCCUUUCUGAUCCUACUUCUAUAUUUCUUGGGAAAAGCUUUUCAUUUAGUUGGGUUUUUUUGUUGGUUUUUUUUGUUUGUUUUGCAGCUUGUAUGCACAAAGUAAGAAAUUGUUUUGAAAGCAAUCUCUUAUGUAAAGUCACAGUGUUAGGUACAUACACCCAGUAACUUGUAGCCCCAAGGCACAAACUCCAAAUUUUUGUCCCAUGGCUAAAACUUCAAAGUAAAUAAACUGUGCCUGUGAAGCGUAACACCUGUUGUGAUGGCCUAUUGAUCACUAAAUAUAAGAUAAUUUUUGUACACUCCAUGGAAGUCCUGUCUGCAUUAAGAAGGUCCAAAUUUUAAAUUAAGUCAAAAUAUUGUUCCCCAAAGAUUUUAACCUUUUUUUAGUUUUAGAUGGCUCAUCAAAACUAGUUUUACAUACUGAACAACAUUGACUUUUAAAAUCAUAUUUCUAGUAAGCACUUGGCAUCUAGUAAACUCUGUUUAAGCCUUUCUUUUGUUCUGUAGUCCUGUCACAAAUUUAGAAACAUUUUUUUUUCUUUAAAAGAACUGACUCUCAUGGAUAAGCAGCAGAACACCAGUGUCUAGGGAACAUGAGUGAUGUCAGUGAUAAUACCAGAUGUAGAUAAAAAACUUCAUGUUACUAUUACUUAGUCUGAAAUAAAUGGGAUGGUAAAUCAUAGUUCCCAUAUUUUCCGAUUAGCAUGUUUUAUAAACUCCCUGCUCCCAUUGUGCUCCAUCCUAUUACAUGUGCAUCUUUCAUGUUAAAACUAAAUUACUUACACUCUUCCCCUUAUCCUUUUAAAUUAAUUUUCCAAAGUCAGAGUGUAGCUUGCCUUUCUUUUUUUUUUCCCCCUUAGGCUGUGCAGUAACAGAACUUUUUUACUUUUUUUGCCAUUUGUCUAAGAUGUCUAGUAUACAAUAUUUCUCUCUUCCUUGCCCUGUGCAGCCUACUGUUGUCCACCCCCCAAAGAAGGUUAUACUAACAUUUGAAGUGUACAAGGUGUCUGUGUAUUUUGUGUAGCUAUGGAGUUUAGAUCGAAAUUGCCAGGCACAAAUUUAGUCUUGUCGUUUUGUUUACACUUUCGGAAAUCUUUUUUUCAUUUUAUUAAACGUUUCAUGUAACUGCACCCAAGUUUUGCCAAGCUGGAAACUUGGAAUCUUUCUGUAUAGUGACUUUUUAAUUCUAGUUUUCAUAACCUGGAGAUCAGACUGUUGCUUUCGCAUGAUGUACGUAGUGUCUCAUGACUGGAGUUUGCUUUGUUUUAUAGUAUCUGUACUCCUUGUAUUUUUCAAGAGCUAUUUUGUAAACAGAUGAUGUAUUUCUCCAUUGAAAACACAAUAAAAAACAGCACAAUCCCA
This is a messenger RNA of Alligator sinensis (Chinese alligator), 4338 nucleotides long. RefSeq names its product poly(A) polymerase alpha (gene PAPOLA). The transcript is spliced from 21 exons. Gene Ontology annotation, cellular component: nucleus. Gene Ontology annotation, molecular function: RNA binding; poly(A) RNA polymerase activity. The annotation marks the transcript as partial. NCBI's taxonomy places the organism in Eukaryota, Metazoa, Chordata, Crocodylia, Alligatoridae. The record is from RefSeq and is a predicted model, not a curated record.